This is a messenger RNA of Hyla sarda, 835 nucleotides long. RefSeq names its product centromere protein X (gene CENPX). The transcript has 5 exons. NCBI's taxonomy places the organism in Eukaryota, Metazoa, Chordata, Amphibia, Anura, Hylidae. The record is from RefSeq and is a predicted model, not a curated record. Gene Ontology annotation, biological process: resolution of meiotic recombination intermediates; kinetochore assembly; replication fork processing. Gene Ontology annotation, cellular component: FANCM-MHF complex; Fanconi anaemia nuclear complex. The coding region runs from base 75 to 317 and encodes 80 amino acids. Gene Ontology annotation, molecular function: protein heterodimerization activity.
AGGCCAGUAUGGUGCCUUACCUUGAGUAGGGGCGGGAGGAGAGGAGGAGCGGAGCGGAGCGGCAGAUAGGAAGGAUGGAGCGGGAAGAGGAGUCGGUGGAGUUCAAAAAGGACCUGGUCUCCAAACUGCUGCGUAUGCAUCUGGAAGAGAAGACUAGAGUCAGGGGUGAUGCCUUACUGCUUCUAAUGGAGCUGCUCAAAGUGUUUGUCCAUGAGACGGCUCACCGAGCAGCACGUCAGGCCCAGUCUGAAGAUGUGUCUGUGGUGAACAUAGAACAUGUAGAGAAGAUCCUGCCUCAGCUGCUGCUGGACUUCUAACCUGGACCCCCCGUGCCAUCCUUGUGUACUGGGCGGCCAUCCAAGAUUUCUCUACAGUCCAACAUGCCACUGAAGAAGCCACCAAGCCCGAUCCUAUUUUCUACAGGGCAUAGACGUGUAUAUUCAGUUAAAGGGGUACUCUGCUGCUCAACGCUGGAGUUGGCAGCUCGUGACGUCAUAGCCACGCCCCCUCCCAUAAACUUGCAUUGAGGGGACGGGGCAUUAUGUCAUGAGGGGGCGAGGCUAUGGCGUCACAAGCUGCCAACUCCAGCGUUCAUAACUGCUUGCUCCAAACGCUGAGCAGCGGAGUACCCCUUUAAGAACAAGGCAUGGGCAGAGGUGAAAAAGCUUUUCAAGAAAAACCCUUAACCAAGUGUCGUUCCAAUUUUCUGGAAACCGCAAACCUUUGAAAUGUAUCUAUUAAACCUGACAGCCAAAAGCUAAUACCUUGUCAUAAGUUUUCCCAGCUCCUCACAAACACCACCCUGGAUCUAGUUAAUAAACACACCAUUACUGUG